Messenger RNA from Asparagus officinalis (garden asparagus), 1431 nucleotides. RefSeq lists its product as uncharacterized. Lineage: Eukaryota; Viridiplantae; Streptophyta; Magnoliopsida; Asparagales; Asparagaceae. The record is from RefSeq and is a predicted model, not a curated record. Gene Ontology annotation, biological process: DNA integration. The transcript has 4 exons. Gene Ontology annotation, molecular function: nucleic acid binding. Bases 1 to 1431 code for a protein of 476 amino acids.
AUGGAUCAGUCUGCCAUGUUCUCUAAUCGAGGCAAAGGCCGCGGUCGUGGUCGUGAUCGUGGCCGUGAUUCAGGGGGAGGACGUGGUUUCUUUGGUGGGAGGCAAGGUGAAUCUGAUAAGGACUCACGACAGUGUGGUCAUUGUGGGAGAACCAAUCAUAUUUCUGAGAAGUGCUGGGAGAAGUUUGGUUGUCCUCAGUGGGCCCAGGUAGCUGAUACAGAGUCGACUAACUCAUCUAUUUCUACUACUACUUCUGGUGGUCCAGCUGUUACUGCUCCUACUGUUCAGAUUUCUCAGGCAGAUUAUGAGAGGUUGCGCCAGCUAGAACUCUCUCAGAAUAUUCAUUCUGCUACUCAUGCAUCCUCUUCAGGUAUGGAUGCUUACAUAGCUUCUUCUCACAAACCCUGGGUACUAGAUUCUGAAGCCUCAUCUCAUAUGACAGGUAUAAAGGAUCACUUUGUAUCUUUACAUCUUUCUGAUAAGUUUCCUUCUAUCCGCAUUGCUGAUGGUACUCUUUCUCCAGUUCGUGGUGAUAGAGUAGUUCAUGCUACUUCCUUUUUAAAACUAAUUGAUGUGUUAUAUGUUCCCAAAUUUCCUGACCUAGCAACUGGGAUGAAGAUUGGUUCGGGGCAUGAGAGAGAAGGUUGUGAGUCGUGUGAACUGGGUAAGCACCAUCGUGCUACUUUUCAGAGUCGAGUCGAUAAACAUAGUAGUUUUGUUUUUGAGUUGGUUCAUUCCGAUGUCUGGGGUCCUUAUCGUGUUCCCUCUGUGCAAGGUUUUCGAUAUUUUAUUAUCUUUGUUGAUGAUUUCUCUCGCAUGACGUGGCUUUAUCUGUUAAAAGAGAGGUCAGAGGUCUCGCACGUUAUUGAACUCUUUUAUAAUGAAAUAAAAACUCAGUUCUCUACUUCUGUUCGUAUUCUUCGUACUGAUAAUGCUUUGGAAUAUAUGAAAAGUGAUGUUUCAAAAUUUUGUGCUCUUAAUGGCAUUAUUCAUCAGACUUCUUGCUCUCACACUUCACAACAAAAUGGAGUUGCUGAGAGGAAGCAUAGGCAUAUUCUAGAUGUACCACUACCUUCUUCUGCUCCUACUACUAUUCCAUUACCUGCUCCUGUAGCUCCUGCACCGAAGCCUCUACUGACAUACUCUUGCCGCCCAAAAGUACAUGCCCCUGAAUCUGCUACUGCUGAAGCUUCAUCUCCAGCUGUCGAUCCAUCUCAUGUUGAGACCUCUAUUCCUUCUGACUUGGAUAUCCCUAUUGCUCUUCGAAAAGGUAAACGGUCUUGCCCGAAAUAUCCUAUAUCUCUUUUUGUCUCUUAUGACCGUCUCAAUCCAUCUUUUCGUCAGUUUGCCUUGUCCUUGUCUACUGUAUCUAUACCUAGGUCAUAUGAGAAAGCUAUGUUAGUACCAGCUUGGAAGCAGACACUGUUAUAA